Molecule: messenger RNA, 1263 nt
Organism: Bactrocera dorsalis (oriental fruit fly)
Lineage: Eukaryota; Metazoa; Arthropoda; Insecta; Diptera; Tephritidae
Gene: Gr89a
Product: putative gustatory receptor 89a
Exons: 2
Coding region: 169-1263 (364 amino acids)
Biological process (GO): sensory perception of taste
Cellular component (GO): membrane
Source: RefSeq, a predicted model, not a curated record
AAAUACAUACUCGCCCCUAAAAAUAGAGGUAAAAUUUACAUCGAGUCCAACAGCGCCACAGAACUUUCCUUUGUUUCAGUUUUGCCUCAACACUCAACGCUCCAUAAACACCAUCCGCUGAAGCUUACCGUUUUGUUGUUGUCGUGAACGUUCCCACUACACCUUGCAAUGUCCAAUUGGACUCAACGCCGUCGUCGCCUCUGCAGUGUCGCGUUCUUCUUCAGUCUUCGCGCCGUGCUGCUCACCGCUCAAGUGAUGCUCCUGGCGCCGCUUCUUCGUUCCAAACCGCAAGGCGCAUAUCGAACGCACGCCGUUUUGACUUGCUUCGCGCUGCUCGUGCUGCUGCUCUUGUGUGGCGCCUCGCCAUUCCUGCUGCGCAUCAUCGCCUCAACCUAUGAACGGGUGGGCGUACAAUUUGACGCCAUUUUCCUUCUAAUCGCCAUGACCUCUCAAGUUAGCGACAUCAGCAUUGUCCUAAUCUCCAUGCUGUCGCAGAUCUGCCAGCGCCGAGCCUUAUGUGAAUUCCUGAAUCAGCUGCAGGACACCGCGCAACGCGUACGUGCCAUUCAUGGACGAAACUUCAUAACCGCGCGAGUUCUGUUGUUGUUGUGGCUGCAGCUGGGACUAACGCUGUACGAUAUGUUGACGCAGCUCGUCUUUCUCGCCAAACUGGCUUUCAAAAUCGCGCCGUGGCAGAUUGUGGUCAACCUGUUGUCGUUGUACCUGCAGCAGUGCCGUGCCACGCUGCAAUUGGUAAUUAUGUGCUGCGUGUUGUUACUCAUCGCUUGUUAUACUCAACUGGCGGAAUGCUUGGAGCGCAUCUCAGAGGACUCAAGUGCCGAGCUGUCAACCUAUGAGGAUUUGGUUUGGCUGCAGAUGGUUUUGCACAAACUCACCCUCCAGCUGAAAGACGUUUUUCAGUUGCCGCUCUUUCUGCUUGUUGUCGGCGAAUUCAUUAGCGUAUUGGCCAAUUUGUAUGCGCAGCUUCACUAUUACGUCACAACGAAAGCUUGGUGGUUCGCCUUUGUAUUCUACUGCGCCAAGAUAAGCGUUGAGCUGUACCUGCUCAUACACGUUGUCUACUUUUGUUGCAUGUUGCAUGAGAAAGUCACUAACCUUUUCCUCGAUCGCGAUUUGGACUUCGAGGAGCCGACAACGCUUGAGCCUUGUCUGUUGGCCGCAUCAAAGCGUUUGCAGCAACAGCAGCUUUGGCUCGGCGGGCGUCACCAGUUGCAGCUGGAUCACGUCUUUCGCCACGGUUGA